AUGUUCAGCCUAAAGGACAUCGAGAUGAUGACACGUGGCGAAGUGGAGUCAGGCGAUCCAGAGAUGGGGCGAGAUCGGCAGGCGGGGGAGCCUGUAGUGGCGGGAAAGCCUGGAGUGGCGGCGGAGCCUGGAGUGUCGGGGGUGCCUGAAUCAUCAGAGGAGCCUGGAGUGGCGGAGGAGCUUGGAGUGGCGGAGGAGCUUGGAAUGGCGGGGGAGCCUGGAGUGGCGGGGCAGCCUGGAGUGGCGGAGGAGCCUGGAUUGGCGGGGGAGCCUGGAGUGGCGGAGGGACCUGGAGUGGCGGGGGAGCCUGGAGUGGCGGAGGAGCCUGGAGUGGAGGGGGAGCCUAGAGUGGCGAGGGAGCCUGGAGUGGCGGAGGAGCCUGGAGUGGGGGGGGUGCCUGGAGUGGGGGUCGAGCCUGGAGUGGCGUGGGAUCCUGGAGUGGCGAAGGAGCCUGGAGUGGGGGGGGUGCAUGGAGUGGGGGUCGAGCCUGGAGUGGGGGGGGAGGCCCUAGAGACUAGGGAGUGUGGUUCAUCGGAGGAGCCUGGAGUAGAGGGGGAGCCUAGAGUGGCGAGGGAGCCUGGAGUGGCGGGGGAGCCAGUAGUGUUGGGGGAGAAAGGCGUGGCGGGGGAGCCUGGACCGUUGGAAAAUGCCACUUCACGUCGUACCCCAAGGUGGCAGGAGAGGAAAACUGGGAAGCGGAAAUGUGCUCAAGAGGGGUGUAGCAGUGAGGACACGGAGGGUGAAGUGGCCGAUGUGACUCCCUCACAUUCAUUCCCUCCCUUCCCUCACAUUCAUACCCUCUGCCCUCCCAUUCAUUCCCUCCCUUCCCGCCCAUUCAUUCCCUCUGUCCUCACCUUCGUUCCCUUCUUACAUCACAUUCAUUCCCUCUGCCGUGCCAUUCGUUGCCUCCCUUCCCUUCCCGCCCAUUCAUUCCCUCUGUCCUCACCUUCGUUCCCUCCUUACAUCACAUUCAUUCCCUCUGCCGUGCCAUUCGUUGCCUCCCUUCCCGCCCAUUCAUUCCCUCUGUCCUCACCUUCGUUCCCUCCUUACAUCACAUUCAUUCCCUCUGCCGUGCCAUUCGUUGCCUACCUUCCCUCACAUUCAUUCCCUCCGUUCCCUCACAUUCAUUCCCUCUGCCCUCACAUUCAUCCCCUCCCUUCCCUCACAUUCAUUUUCUAUCCGAUCUCACCUCCCCUCCAUAUUGUGAACCCUUCAUCCAUGCCUUCACACCCCUUCCACCAUCUGCCAGAAAUUCCAUUCUCCCCGUUCCAUCUCUGUCCUUUCCAUCUCCACCCUUUCCCCCGAUUCGUCUCCUCCCCUCUGCACCGCAUGCCAUGUGCUCUCUUUCCCCUCAUCUCAGCACCUCCCUUUCCCCUAAACCCAUCUCCUACGCCGUCCCCCCAUGCCACCUCAUCCCCCUACGCACCUAUCUUCCCCGUUUGCUCUCUCCUCCUUUCUCCCUCUGAACUCUCCUCCUUUCCGCUUUGCUAA
This is a messenger RNA of Closterium sp. Naga37s-1, 1491 nucleotides long. The record is from the annotation of a GenBank genome assembly. NCBI's taxonomy places the organism in Eukaryota, Viridiplantae, Streptophyta, Zygnematophyceae, Desmidiales, Closteriaceae.